Macadamia integrifolia is the source of this 646-nucleotide messenger RNA. RefSeq lists its product as uncharacterized. The record is from RefSeq and is a predicted model, not a curated record. NCBI's taxonomy places the organism in Eukaryota, Viridiplantae, Streptophyta, Magnoliopsida, Proteales, Proteaceae. The transcript has a single exon. Bases 177 to 500 code for a protein of 107 amino acids.
ACCAACCUGCCAUUAUCAAAAGAAGUUCUAAUAGAAUUUAGAUUUUAGGAAGGUGGCCACUGGCUAAGACGUCAAGAUCUUCAUCUUCCCUCCCUAGAUUCUAAGGUGGCUUUACCAAAUUAUUACCCAGUAAGGAUCUUGGCCACUUGAUCCAUUCUCCGGCUAAGUUGACGAAGAUGUGGAGUCUGUGGAACAUGAGGAAGAGUGGCCGUGUCGCCGACGAAAGCAUAGCCGGAGCGGAAUUGCCCAUGUUUGUUGGUGGCGACGACGUGGUGGUGGUGGUGGCCGCCGAUGGCAGACGGCGGAAUAGAUGGAAUAAUAAUGGAUUCUCUAUCCUUUAUAGCAUCGUGAGAGCUCCUCUUUCCUUACUCUCUUGCAUCUCUCAUCCUCAUGUCAGUGGUGCUGAUGGUGUCUGGGUUUCCGGUGACUUCACUGCUAGAAUCUCUGAGAUGAACCAUCUCAUGGUUAAUGAUAGCAUGCGCUAUGCAAUUCUUAUGUAGAAAAUGAAAAGUUAGGGAACACCAGAUGUACUUUUACAGGCUAUAUAUGGAUGUUUAUCUGUUUUUAUAAGUUCAUAGAUAUCGAUUAUCUAUAUAUAUAUGUUUGAUGAUGAUCGAAUAAAUACAGAUAUGAAGAGCUUUCGUUU